Messenger RNA from Pungitius pungitius (ninespine stickleback), 2071 nucleotides. It is a transcript of the gene hspb11, whose product is annotated as heat shock protein, alpha-crystallin-related, b11. The coding region runs from base 47 to 451 and encodes 134 amino acids. The transcript has 5 exons. Gene Ontology annotation, cellular component: intraciliary transport particle B; cilium; centrosome. Lineage: Eukaryota; Metazoa; Chordata; Actinopteri; Perciformes; Gasterosteidae. Gene Ontology annotation, biological process: intraciliary transport. The record is from RefSeq and is a predicted model, not a curated record.
CUUUAAGAAGAUAACACAGGAGAUCACUCGUUGUUCUUCUCUGAAGAUGAUCGAUUCCUCUCUGAGUUCUUUGGGUGCAGAAGUUGUCGUCGCUACAUCCAGCGAUAAUAAUCACCCACCAGAAAACAUUAUUGACGGAAACACCAACACGUUUUGGAUGUCAACCGGGAUGUUUCCUCAAGAAUUCAUCAUUCGCUUUGCUCAAUCGACUCCGGUUUCUGCUGUGACGGUGGACAGCUAUAAUGUCAAGCAUCUAAAUAUAGAAAAGAACACCUCACAAAAUGCCUCUCAAUUUGAGUUUGUUACAGAACAAGAAUGUAAACAUACGGAGGGACAUCUUCAGUCAAAUACUAUUUUGCUAAAUGGAAGCAAUGCAACCCACCUUCGUUUUGUCAUCACUUCGGGAUAUGAUCACUUCGUCUCAGUGCACAGAGUCAGUGUACAGACAUGAUAUUUGUGAAUUAAAGACGUGCAUGUAUGCAUGUAUGGUUUUAUGGCAUUGUUUGAUCAUUGGAAAAGGGAGUAGAUCUCAUUAUGGUAUGCUGUUUAGAUAACAUGCACACACACUGGUAUUUCUUCCCCUGUGGUUGACAGCUGUCCGUAGUAACUUACUGACAAGCAUAUUCUAUGAAUAUUCAAUUAAUGCAUGUCUAAACAGAAUUAAUUCUAUCAUCUCAAUCUUAUCAGUGAGGUUGCAAUUGCAGGGAAAUCAUUUAGUUAAAAGCAAUAGGGAAUUUUCAAAUCUGCAAUUAGCUAGAACACAUUUUCUGUAGUUAUGCUUAUUUAAUGGUACAGUUUCCCUCACGGGGCUUUUUAUUGCACAUUCAACUGUUCCUAGCUAAUUUCACAAGCUGAUAGUUGGCAAAGCUUUGGAAUGAAAGAGUUGAAUUGUGAUGAAUGGUAGAAUUACUUACAAAAUAAGUUUCUCUCUCUGUGAGAGAUUGAGUUAAUUAACAAAUCCUGAGCAGUUUGGGCCUAAAAUGGCAUUCGCACAGCCCCCCCCGUGAGCAAGAUUUGACAUCCCCAUAGAAAUGAGAAUGCAGCUGGGGGGUUGGGCAACCAGAUGGUUUCCCAGCCAACCUGCAAGUCUCUGAAGACUGCAGGCCUAUUCACACAAAAUACUCAAGCCACCUCCUCUACUAUCUUACGCACACUCAAACUGACUGCAACUUACCUCUAUCGCCAUUUCAACUUGUCGGUAGGAAAAGGUUCAGUAGUGUGCAAAGACCCUUUGGGACUCCCUCCCCAAUUACUUUGCUGACUAUCGAGAAGCAUAGGGAUUUGCUGAGGCGAUUUGCUGUGCCUUUGUCUGCAUGGAGGGCUUGAAAUAAACCAAUAAAAAUAGGAAAUAUAUGCCUGAAUAACCAGCCCCCUGAUAUUGUAGAGCAACUAAUUGCUUAGGGGUAUGGCUGGGAUAGAGCACAUUUGAGUAUGCAAGUGUGUAAUGAGUAAUGAGGGCAAGGUAGAAACUGAUUCAGUGUUAUUGACUCAUCUAUUAUUUACAAGUAUGGAGUAUCUAUUACAACGUUAGAAGUGAGGGUCGGGCCAUCAAAUGAAGUGGAAACUCUCAUAGUAGGCCAAUUAUAUAUCAUUUCCACAAUAGUUUACAUUGUGAAUCUGUUACAUCUGUUUGCUGUAAAUAUUUAGGCAGAGAUGGCUUUUUUGAACAGGUUUGCAAACCCGCCACCCCAUUACUAAUGAAUUCAGGCCCUUUUGUGCUUGACUGUCAGCCGAUCAGGAGAAUCACAGCAGGAUAUGAGAGCAUUAUUAUCAUGUCACUGCAGGGCUGGGCUAAAUUAUCAACCCAUGUCUUCUGACGGCUGCCUAGCUGCUUACAAAUUGCACCGGGGCAUCUGCUGGACCAAAACCCUGUGUAUUCAGCCAAGUCCAUACAAAGAGAUGCAUAUCAAUACCUUUCCAAACCCCCACAUUGCCUCUGCAACACAUUAUUCCAAAUGGUUAUUUUUAUGAUAAAGAUUGAAGAAAUUGAAAGCAUUAUAAUAUGCCAUUAAAAUCUCCGUUAAAAGAUUCUGCUGUUAAAGUGCAUUCAAUAUGCAUAUGCACAUGACAC